GUGAAACUAAGUCGAGCAUAGUGAAUGAUCACUGGUACUUUCCAAAAAAGGAAGGGUCCUAAAGGUGCUAUAUAAACAGCCUGUACUGGCCAAGACCAGUGCCUUGAAUUGCAUACCCUACCAGAUAACCACCAGAGCAAAACAAGCAACAAUAUGGAGACCAAAAUUAAAAACAAUAACAACUACACUAAACUAAGCACUGGUAAUCCCUCAGUGUAUCUACUGAAUCUGAAGAAAACAGGAAGAGAUGAUCUUCGCAAAAAAGACUUUGGAAGUUCUUGUAACCCUCACCCAAACAAAACAAUAAUGCUCCUGGGUGCCACUGGCUCUGGAAAGACCACUCUCAUUAAUGGCAUGAUCAAUUAUAUACUGGGAGUGGAGUGGCGUGAUACAUGCAGAUUUAAACUGAUAGAUGAGCAGACCAGUAAAACACAAGCCGAGAGCCAAACAUCAGAGGUUACAGCAUAUCAGCUUCACUAUCAAAAUGACUUCCAGAUUCCCUAUUCAGUCACAAUCAUAGACACACCAGGGUUUGGAGACACCAGGGGAAUCUCCCAAGACAAGGAGAUCACUGAGAAAAUUAGAAAGUUCUUCUCUGAACAAGAUGGCAUUCUUGGUCUUGAUGCUGUUUGUUUUGUGGUACAGUCAGCUUUAGCUCGACUAACCCAAACCCAGAAAUACAUUUUUGAAGCCAUUCUUUCAAUCUUUGGAAAGGACAUUGCAAACAAUAUCACCAUUAUGAUCACCUUUGCUGAUGGGCAGAAACCUCCUGUACUAGAGGCCAUUGAAGCUGCUGAUAUCCCUUGUGUAAAAAAGGAAGAUGGAACAUUCCUCCAUUUCAAAUUCAACAAUUCUGCACUUUUUGCCCAGAAUAUAGAGGUGGAUGAUGAAGACAACUUUGAUGAAAUGUUCUGGAAAAUGGGAAAAGGAAGCAUGAAACGAUUCUUUAAUCACCUGGAGACAAUGGAGACCCAAAGUCUUCAGCUCACAAAAGAAGUUCUGUCUGAACGCAAACACCUGGAGGCAGUUGUAGCUGGAGUUCAGCCACUCAUCCAAACCGGUCUGGCAAAACUUGAUGAAAUCAGAAUGACAACAGCAGCACUGGAACAAAAUCAGAAUAUCAUAAAGGAAAAUGAAAAUUUUGAAUAUGAGGUUGAAAUAGAAAAGAGUAAGAAGGUUGACCUUGAAAGGGGAAGAUUUGUGACAAAUUGCCUUGGCUGCAACUUCACCUGCCAUUAUCCAUGUAACAUUUCAGAUGAUGAACAGAAACAUGGUUGUGCAGCAAUGAAAAAUGGCAGCUGUACAGUGUGUCCUGGUCAAUGCAUCUGGAAUGUGCAUCACAACAUGCUGUACAGAUUUGAAACUGAAACUGUGAAAGAGAAAAGAAUGUAUGCAAACCUGAAAAAGCAAUUUGAAGAAGCUUUGGGGAGAAAUAUGACAAUAGAGAAAAUCAUCAAGCAGUUGGAGGAGGAAUAUUACGAUGUACAAAUCAAAGUCUUGGAUUUAAAUGAUAAACUUGCCAAAAGCCUGACACGUCUGAAGGAAAUUGCUCUUCGCCCAGAUCCCUUGUCCACACCAGAUUACAUUGAACUACUGAUUGAGUCUGAGAAGCAGACGGCCAAAGCAGGGUUCAAAAAGCGCAUUGCUGAGUUGGAAGAGUUAAAAAAACGUGCUUUGAUUCUGCAGAAGGUGGAGAAAGGAGAACCACUUACUGAACACGAGAAGGUUUUGAAGACAAGGCAAGGCAUUGGUCAGAAAGUCCGUGGUGUGUAUAACGAUAUUAAACAAUGGUAUAACAGAACAUUGGGAAACUAGAAAAUGAAGCAUAGCUUUGCAGUGCUAGAAUACUGCAGUGAGAGAACAGUGAAAUAAAUCAGUUACUUCUUGCAAAGAAAAUUAUUUAGCUAUAAAUCCAGAUUAAAUUCUGAGUGUAUACAUCAGGCGAUUAAAGUCAGAUAAGUCUUUUCUUCAUUUUCAGUAUGCCUAUUACUUUUGUUUUUCUCGGAUCAAAGUAAAUGUGAUUUUUUUUUCUCCUGCUUAACUGCAAGUAUGUUACUACAGCAUAGUGUCUACUGCACGUUCUAAAUGCAAGUGACUGACCAAAAAAAAUUAGAAGAUUUUGCAUUUUGAAGAUCAUUUGCAUGUUUUGUUAAUUAAAUAGAUAUAAAAAUUAAAGAUUUUUUUGUUCUGAUUGUCUUCUUAUUAUUCAAUGUAUACAAAAUCUCUGCUGUAAUUUUUCAAUAAAUACUACAUUAAUCAAUACAUUUAUCCAUCUCUGUUUUACCUUUCAAAGUAUUUUUAGAUAUUACAUACAUUCUGAUACUGGAUUCUCCAAAGGUCAUGCAAAAAAAUCCCAAAACAAGAUUCAAGGCAGCCUACUCUAGUAUAAAAGGUUUGUGGAGAGAAUGUAAUUCUUAUAUCUUCUUUAUGCAGAAUUUAAACUGCAUCUAAUAUCAAAA
Molecule: messenger RNA, 2459 nt
Organism: Pangasianodon hypophthalmus (striped catfish)
Lineage: Eukaryota; Metazoa; Chordata; Actinopteri; Siluriformes; Pangasiidae
Exons: 2
Coding region: 154-1815 (553 amino acids)
Molecular function (GO): GTP binding
Source: RefSeq, a predicted model, not a curated record